Molecule: messenger RNA, 2294 nt
Organism: Mizuhopecten yessoensis (Yesso scallop)
Lineage: Eukaryota; Metazoa; Mollusca; Bivalvia; Pectinida; Pectinidae
Exons: 10
Coding region: 124-2136 (670 amino acids)
Biological process (GO): regulation of gene expression
Cellular component (GO): nucleus
Molecular function (GO): protein binding
Source: RefSeq, a predicted model, not a curated record
UUUGACACUGAAUUGCUAUUUCAGUAUUUGGGAAGGCCGGGGAAUCCCCUUUGAUAACACACUUCCUUGAAAAUUUCCAAACAGGAAUAUGCCUUAGAUAAUUUGUUGAUUUCCCCUGUAAAAAUGGUGAAAGAACGAAAUGCUGUGCGACCGGGACAGGAACAUGAUGACAAAACACAAACUGAAAACAUUGUGUAUUCUUCGGUGAUGAAGGCAGGAGAGGACUCGGAUGUGGAGGAGGAUGGAGAGACAGAUUUGGGCAGUUUGAGCAUCGAUGACAUCAUCAAUCACAUUGAACAACUUAAAAUCAAGGAUGAAAAGAAGGAAAUUUUCACAGCCAGAGGGAAAAUAAAAACCGAUCAAAUAAAUGAUAGAGUGUAUCCCUACCGUAACCACGGGCAGCCUCCCCACAGUCAGCUGUAUGGUGGUCAUGCCAAUCUGCCUGAAUACAAAUUUCAACCCCACUUUCAACAGCCUUGUCUCAAUUCUGAUAUCAUCACUACUCCGUCCUCAUUUCGACUGAUUACAACUCAAAAUUUUACGGAGAAACAAAAUCAGUAUGUGGAGGGAGUUGAUGAAAGAUGCCGAUUUUGGAUGAAACCAAAAGAAGAAUUACAGUACUAUCAAAAACAUGGCCACCCACUCCUUCCUCGUACAGACCCACAUAAUGGACAAUGGGUAGUUGAUGGACGUGUCCGAAAGCCAAAGAAUUUUGGCGACUCCAAACCUGUAGGAAAAGUUGUGUCGAAGAGAAUACAGAAACAAAAACAACCCAAUGAUUUAACUGUGGCUGACGGCGUGACACUUUUUCCAGAUUUUUACUGUGAGGAGGACAUGAUAGAUGGACUAGACCUGGAUGAGGACUGCUGCCCAAGGGAAAUGCACUUCUCUGAAAAAGCCUGGGAAGAUGGCAUCCCCAAGUUGGAUCUUCCGGCUCGUGAUCUCAUGGAAAUUUUCGAGAAUAGUCCAGACAGCCAUAUCUUAUCCAAAGGUGAAAACCUUGGUUACCCCCCCUUGUCACCAUUAGGGACUAUUCCAAAUUAUCAUCCAUCACCAGGUCGCAUGGACGAGGUGAUGUUUAAUCAGGACAGUAAUGACAAAGUUUCCAGUCCAGAACAGAGUCAGGACGAGUGUGAGACCACAGAGAACCAUUCCAGUCCCUACCCUCCGAGGGCUCCAUCUCCUCACAACACGGUCCAGGCUGACAUUGAAGUGUGCUCCCCAGCAGAACUCUCUCCAGGGGAGUUAAAACAGCUGGAGCAUUUCUCAGAACAUUUUAACGAUACUUUCACAAUGCUGGACAGCGACAUGUAUUUUGACUGGAUUUCCUGUGAUAUAGAUGGGGACAGUAUACUGCAUUCAUGCAUGAUCGCCAAAACGAACACUCAAUUCCUCCUGCUGCUGAUGGAGUCACUCCUUUCUGAAGGCAUCCUCUCCUCCAUUAUCAACUUACAGAACCAGAUGUUAAGGACGGCGUUGUUCCUGGCAGUUAUGGAAAAUAAUGUGGAUAUUGUCCAGUAUCUCCUGAACAACAAUGCUGACCCCAACAUACAGGGAAAGGUUCUUGGAAUAAACGACAAUUAUGAAUUAAGAUCGCCACUUCACCUAGUGGCUGAGAAGGGAGAUAAUUCAUUGCCAAUGUUGCACAUUCUGCUCGGCUGUGAAAAGACUAAGGUGGAUCUGAGAAGUGAAAGUGAUCGGAGAACAGCACUUCACCUUGCCCUUCUUUCACACUGUUUGGACAAGCCAGAGAGGUCAAAGGUUGACUGUUCCAGAACCAUUCAACUACUUGUUCAGUUUAAUGCUGAUGUGGAGCUUGCAGAAGACUGCAGCAGCAAGACACCGAUCAUCAUGGCCAUUGACACGAGGGACUACGACCUUGUCAAAACAUUUGUUAAUUGUGUUGAGCAGGAAAAGGAAAAAGACAUGAUUCGGUGUAUCCUGGAAACGUGUACCAGGGCUGGUGAUACGCCCUUACACAUUGCGGCGGGGGCAAACAUUCUCAAACCGGACAAGGUGAAACUCUUGCGGUUACUGGUAAAUCGCGGAGCCAAUACCCACAUAGAAAACAACAUCAAACAGUUACCCGAGGACAUUGCAAGUCGUGAUCUGUGGAAAGCUGCAUUCAGAUGCUGAGGAUAAAGGAUGACGAGAUAUGUGUAUCACCACCUGGUAUUGAUAAAGAACGAAGAGAUAUGUGUAUCACAACCUGGUAUUGAUAAAGGACGACGAGAUAUGUGUAUCCCCACCUGGUAUUGAUAAAGAAUGAAGAGGUAUGUGGAUCACCACCUGGU